CUGGACUAAAACUCUUCUUCAUUCAGAUAGGUGAGAAGCAGUCUGGUCUUCAGUCGUCCGUUACAUAGGAGAAUCAAGUUCUGAUUUAAAUUAUCAAAGUCCAGUUGACCAACAUCAUGCUACGUACCGUCACUGGGGGACUUACCAGGGUCUUUAGAAGUUUGCGUUUGGGACCCAUUUCUUCAGAAUUUCAGCCGCAGGUCCGCAACCUAGCAACAGCUACAAAAGACACCAGAGUUGGCGUCAUUGGAUGCGGACAAGUUGGAAAUGCCAUUUGCCACAACUUGACUCGAAAGGGCUACAACGUCGUGGCUGCCUGCGACACGGACGCAUCCAAGUUGGAUGCCAUCCCUUCGUCCAUCAAACGCCUGGUGACUCCCGCAGACGUCGUGAAAGCCUCGGAGGUCAUCUUCACGUGUCUCCCGAAACCACCCAACGUUCGAACAGUGGCAGAAGGACCUGAUGGCAUUUUGGGGUCUCUGAGCAAAGGGCAAGUCUGGAUCGAUCACUCCACGACAGAGUUUGAACAGACAGAGAUCUACAUGGAAGAGGUCAAGAAGUUAGGAGGUCAUAUGCUAGAGUCUCCCAUCACGGGCGGAUUAGAAGCUCUCCAGAAGGGUCAGAUGAUCGCCCUGGUCGGUGGCGACAAGGCUGUUGUAGACGCCGUGCAGCCCUUAUUCGACGCUUCAUAUUCUAAAACCUUCUACGUCGGAGACACCGUGGGUGCAGCCAUGGUCAUCAAAGUGAUGUCGAAUUCUCUGUGUUGCGUCCACGUCAUAGCCAUGGGAGAGGCUCUCAUGAUGGGUAAACGAGCUAACAUUGACUUGAGGACGUUUUGGGAAGGUAUUCGUCUGAGUGUUGGUAACAGCUACGUCUGGGAAACAGCUGCACCUGUCAUCUUCAACGGAGGGAGCUACGACCCUGGAUUUUCUCUCUCUCUCCAAAAUAAAGACCUUCAGCUGGGCUACGACAUGGCCAGGAAAUUCAAGGUUCCGAUGGAGAUGCACCACAUGGCACUGGGUGUCUAUCGCAGAGCGGAAUACCAGUAUGGAGAGGAGGCUGGUUGCUAUAUUCCGCCUAAGGGGAUGGAGGAUGCCCUAAAUGAAAGCCUCCAAAUUCCCGGGUUCGAGAAGUGGGGAUACAAUAUUGUGAUCGAGGAAGGGUCCCUUAACAUAAGGCAUGAAGGAAUUCACCAGAAUAAAUAAAUCAGACUUCUUUUUUUAAAGUUUAAUGUUCCAUCACCUCCACUACAGCUGUAACUCUAUUGAGCAUCAUUGCUCAUGGUCUGUGCACAAGUCUCUCUCUCUCUCUCUCUCUCUCUCUCUC
Molecule: messenger RNA, 1326 nt
Organism: Macrobrachium nipponense
Lineage: Eukaryota; Metazoa; Arthropoda; Malacostraca; Decapoda; Palaemonidae
Product: 2-(hydroxymethyl)glutarate dehydrogenase-like
Exons: 8
Coding region: 117-1205 (362 amino acids)
Biological process (GO): L-valine catabolic process
Cellular component (GO): mitochondrion
Molecular function (GO): 3-hydroxyisobutyrate dehydrogenase activity; NAD binding; NADP binding
Source: RefSeq, a predicted model, not a curated record